Messenger RNA from Empidonax traillii (willow flycatcher), 951 nucleotides. RefSeq names its product cysteinyl leukotriene receptor 2 (gene CYSLTR2). The coding region runs from base 1 to 951 and encodes 316 amino acids. The record is from RefSeq and is a predicted model, not a curated record. Gene Ontology annotation, molecular function: G protein-coupled receptor activity. NCBI's taxonomy places the organism in Eukaryota, Metazoa, Chordata, Aves, Passeriformes, Tyrannidae. Gene Ontology annotation, cellular component: plasma membrane. The transcript has a single exon. Gene Ontology annotation, biological process: G protein-coupled receptor signaling pathway.
AUGGAGAGCCUGGCUCGGCCUAUGAAUAUUUCCAAGAUGGCUCUAGAUGACAACUUCACUAACAGCUCCUUCGACUGUUCGAUUGAUGGCUUGAAACAAGUAAUUUAUCCCAUCACGUACCUCAUUAUCUUCUUUCUGGGUGCUGUUGGAAAUGGCCUCUCCAUAUAUGUUUUCUUCCAGCCUUCGCAGAGGACGUCGGUAAAUAUUUACAUGAAGAACUUGGCUAUUUCGGACCUCAUGUUUGUGAGCACCUUGCCCUUUCGGGCUACAUAUUUCCUGUUGGGAUCGCGGUGGAUAUUUGGUGAUAUCCUCUGCAGGAUCAUGACCUACACCUUGUACAUGAAUAUGUACUGCAGCAUUUAUUUUCUUACCGUGCUCAGCGUGGUUCGUUUCACAGCCAUCGCCUACCCGUUCAAACAUGGAAAAGUAACCAACGUGAAGUAUGCCAGAAUAACUUGCACAGCCAUAUGGAUCUUCGUGUUGGCAGCUGCCAGCCCUCUGUUGAGCAAGGAAAUCGCUGGGUACAGCACCCCAGUCAAAUGUUUGGAUCUACACCCCUCUAACACGUACAGGCUCUUCAUAAUGAACAGCUUUGUCCUCAUCGUGGGCUUCAUUCUGCCGUUUUGUACAAUUGUUGUCUGCUAUGUCUUUGCCAUCAGAGCGUUGCUGAAGUGCAGAAAUCUGCAGCCCAAGAGGAUGGCUUGUCACAAGAAGGCACUGUCAACCAUCAUCAUCACUCUCAUCCUCUUCCUCCUCUGUUUCCUACCGUAUCACAUACUGCGAACUGUCCACCUGAUGUACAGUGUGUGCAGCCAGGCCAGCCUGCCUGUGCACAAAGCACUGGUGGUCACUCUCUGCCUCGCUGCCACAAACAGCUGCUUUGAUCCCAUCCUCUAUUACUUUUCCGCUGAAAAUUUCAAAGCAAAAAUCAGAAGUUUGUUCUGCACGUAG